This is a messenger RNA of Durusdinium trenchii, 699 nucleotides long. Lineage: Eukaryota; Dinophyceae; Suessiales; Symbiodiniaceae. The record is from the annotation of a GenBank genome assembly.
AUGCCUUCCGUCGAGAACAAGAUCCUUUUCAUCAAGAUGGGUGUUCUGGAGAUCCAGCCACCCGUUUGCCCUUCUGCUCGGAAAGGAGCUGUGGAUAGCCGGAAUGGCAAACACCGAGAAAUCAAGCUGCAUGCUUGGGGGGCAAUCCUGGGCUCAAGUUUGGGCUUGUGGCCUUGGAGGAAGAAGCACAGAGAAGAAGAACCGGACGGCAACGCCGAGAGGAUCCGGCGAUGGGGAUUUGCAUUUGCACCAAUUGUCACAGCAGAGGAGUUCGCCAACAAGCUGGAGAAUGGCCGGCAAGUCUCUAAGCCAUCGAACGAUAAGAAGGGCGAGGUCAUGAUUAACUUGGACGUGAUCGAAACCAUAUUGAUGGAUGACGAACCGCAAAAGGAUGACAAGUACGUGUCAGAGCAUGAUGUGGAGAAGGCUAUCGUCCGGGUGAACUCCAAAGAAACCCCAGGAGCGAAACACAGCUCCAAGCGCAAGGGCACAGGAUUUAUCACCAAGGCCGCCAUGAUGGAUAUCCUCUCAAAGGUGGAUGAUGAGGAAGAAGAGGACGAAGUCCCGGAAAAAGCUCAGGCGGCGGACGGCCGACGCACUUCAACCAGCAGCCGUUGCAAGGACCGUAAGGGCACCGGCUAUGUAAGCAAGGACAAGCUGCAAAAGAUUUUGGCGGCUGCUGGUGAAGAAGAGACUUGA